AACCUUGAUCACAUGACCUCAUGUUGGUUCGAGCAAGAGCUUACUCACAUCACGGUUACCUAAACGCGAGUCGUUUUCAUUUACUGGAAAGUGUCGAAAAGCGAUAUUGUUUGGAAAUUUAGCUAAAUUUACCAUGAGACGGAAGCAGGCUCAAGGCAAGCAGCGCUGUUCUGCUCGACCGAAGAGGAAGUGCACCGCGGCGUUGAAAAGUAAAAGUUCAAAUAAGGGUUCUUUGAAGAUGGUUGAUCCGCAUUGUGUUGCAAAAGAGCAGAAAGUUGAAGGUGCUAAAACUGAGAGGACCCCGCACGACGAGAAACACGCGCACCAUUGCUCAAAUAGUCGGCUUUUGAUCAGGGGCGAUGGAGAUGUGCCCUUGUUAGAGAGGGGGCUUUGUCCUGAAAACACUUGCCGAGAUCCGGUAGAAUUGGAAGAUGAAGAUUUGUGGGAAGUUGAACGUCGCGGUUUAGAAGAGGAGGAGAGUGAGAUGAAGAUGCAAAUUCAAGUGGACAACAGUAUCUUCCUCGAUGAUGACAGUAAUCAGGUUCUGCCUGUCGGGCAGUUCUUUGGGAAUAUCGAACUCGUCCAAGAUUACCCGCCCAGAGCUCCCGCAUCAACACCCAUGAGCAGGAGAGAGUACAGGAGAUUGCACUACAUCGCCAAAGACGACAGCGAUGACGACAUCUACGAAGACGAGCACCCGGAGACACCGCAGCAACGCGACAGUGUCAGCAGUACUGCAGAUUCAGGAAACCACGUGAGAAAUGGGAGCAGGUGAGAGGGGCUUGGCAACACAGAAGGAAGUGUAAAAACAGACUCCUCUGAUGGUGACCAAUCAAGAAGUGCCUUCCACAGGCGAAAAUGUUUUCAUCUUGCACUCAAAACUACUUCAGUCCUUUAGCCAGUGGUUGCUGAACGGUUCAACUGAUGCCAAAGUUGUUCACAUUGUUUUCAUCUAAUCAAAAAUAAAUUUAUACUUAUUGCUGACCAUUUUUGCAUGUUACCCCAAGAGAAUUGCACUAACCAAGUUCAGUACUGCAGAGGCCAUGAACAUGAAGCUUAAUGUAUUUACUUUUCUUAGUGUAAAAGUUUUAUAUAUAUAUUUUUUGAGAUAGAUGUAUAAGUUCUUGCUCUCCUUUGGAGAAAAUGCUGCACUGUAAAUUUGUUUUUGCUAUUUGUUGUAAGAAUGAUCAUUGAAAUUCCAUGUGUUAAAUAUAUAAUCUUAAUUGCAAGCUGUGCUGGUUAAAAUUCCACUAAUUAUUCAUAGUUAAUAUUUAAGCGGUGUACCACUUAAGUAUAAGAACCUUAUAAAUAGGCUUGGAAAAAUUUUAUAAAUUUUUUCUUACUAGAUAUUGCACUGCAUUUGUCUCUAGAAAGUUGAGUAAUAUAAUUUUGCUUAUGGAUUUUGUACUGCCAGUAUAACUAGAAUAAAUGCGCCAAUUAUUUUUACAGUA
Molecule: messenger RNA, 1451 nt
Organism: Anguilla anguilla (European eel)
Lineage: Eukaryota; Metazoa; Chordata; Actinopteri; Anguilliformes; Anguillidae
Gene: c11h1orf174
Product: chromosome 11 C1orf174 homolog
Exons: 6
Coding region: 134-775 (213 amino acids)
Source: RefSeq, a predicted model, not a curated record